Lingula anatina is the source of this 3618-nucleotide messenger RNA. Its product is annotated as T-box transcription factor TBX20. Gene Ontology annotation, biological process: positive regulation of DNA-templated transcription; cell fate specification; regulation of transcription by RNA polymerase II. Gene Ontology annotation, molecular function: RNA polymerase II cis-regulatory region sequence-specific DNA binding; DNA-binding transcription factor activity, RNA polymerase II-specific. NCBI's taxonomy places the organism in Eukaryota, Metazoa, Brachiopoda, Lingulata, Lingulida, Lingulidae. The record is from RefSeq and is a predicted model, not a curated record. Gene Ontology annotation, cellular component: nucleus; chromatin.
CAUUCGGACGCGUGAUCUGGACGCGAGAUUUGGCUCCGCAUCACCCAACUCGCCAAAGUAGUACACAGCCCAUUUAAGUAUGGAGCUUGAUCGGUAGAGAAAUCACAUGGGGGAACGGUGUAGUACAGAAAUACCGUCGCGCAUCGCCGAGAGUUAAAAUUGAUUAGAGAUUUGGGGAUUUGAAUGCAAGUUAGCAAGAGACAGCGGUUUCACCAGCCAAGGGACUUGAGUGUAAAAAUUCUAACUGCGAGUAAAAAAAGGAUCGAUAACUUGAAAGCUAAGCAGUCGUUACCAAUUUCAUCGACGAUUGCGGAGUAAACAAAGCGCGGGUCUCUCUCACUCACUCUCUUUCUCACUGCGCUGAGGAAACUUGGAUAUCAAUCUAAAGGAGGUGUGGCGAACAGCGCACAAUACAACACACGCUCGUCAGUGUAUUAUAUUCACUAGCUCGCAACAGCAUGGAGGAGUUAGGUGUUAAAGAUGUCCUCUGCGUCGCUGUUAAACCUAUUCCUAUACCAACGAGCUUUAAGAGACCUUCGGCGUUCACGAUAGACGCAAUCAUGGGUAACAAUAACAGUAACAGUAGCAGUAGUGACAGUGAGGAGCACAAGGACGAUGACAUGGCCAUGGUUGAUGAUGACGAGGAUGAUGACAACGCUAACAUUGAUGUAUGCUCCAUUUCGUCACUCGAGAGACUUGCCCACAAUGCAAACGGCUUCACCACAAGUUCGUCAGCGGAGCUAACAAAAGCCGACACCAGCCCAUCUAAGUCCGACAGCGCCUUCAAAACAGUGGUGAGCACAGAGAAAACUGGGAAGUCACGGAACGCACCGGACAGUAAGUCCACUAAGCCACUGGUCAGCGGGAGUGAGACGCUGGCCGGAGUGCACUGUCGUCUGGAAACGAAAGAUUUGUGGGCGAAAUUUCACGAACUGGGGACAGAGAUGAUCAUUACUAAAUCUGGAAGGCGUAUGUUUCCUACCCUACGAGUGUCGUUCAGCGGGCUGGAGUCAGAUGCUAAGUACGCCGUCCUCAUGGAUGUUACACCAGUUGACGGCAAACGCUACCGUUACGCUUAUCAUCGCUCCUCGUGGUUGGUAGCGGGGAAGGCUGACCCUCCUCUUCCAUCUCGGCUCCAUAUUCACCCGGACUCCACGUUCUCCGGGGAGCAGUUACACAAACAGACCGUGUCCUUCGAGAAAGUCAAACUGACCAAUAACAUGAUGGACAAAACUGGACAUAUCGUGCUGAAUUCUAUGCACAAGUACCAGCCCCGGAUCCACCUAGUAAAGCUAGCAGAUACCACGCCAACCAACAUUACAAGUCUGGACCACGAGGAACACAGGACAUUCGUCUUCCCGGAAACUAUGUUUAUCGCAGUGACGGCUUACCAGAACCAACUGAUAACAAAGCUCAAGAUAGAAAGCAACCCCUUUGCCAAAGGUUUUCGCGACUCUUCAAGACUGACUGAUCUAGAGAGUUUUCCAGAUUCCUCCGAAUGUCACAGCAUAUUUCACUUGGCUCGACACAUUACUUCAGGACACCAACAAGACGGUAUGGAAAAUAUGAUACAGAAUCACACGUACGCACGAUCGCCCCUCAGAGCAUACACAGAGACAGAGUUUGAGAAUGCUUACCGAACGGCUGAGAGAGUAGGACAAUUACCUUCUCCAGCAGACGCACUAUCCAAGGGGCUCCCCGUGACGUCAGCGCCAAAUGCGAUGUACUUAACAGAUUUAUAUCCAAAACUGUGGGGAAACUUCUUAGGACUACGGCUGCCAUCGGCUCAGUUUGGGACAGCAGCAAUGUACUCGCCUCAGCUAGCGGCGGCUGCAGCGUCCUCUGCUGGACUAGCUGGACUGAGUGACCCCUGGACAUUAUUUUAUCAUAGCUACAGAACAUGCUUUCCGGCACUAUAUCCGGGCACUUCGCCGGCUGACGAUAGGACGCGCGCUCACGUGGCACAUACAAUGCGCUACAGACCUUACAUGAUGCCACGCCAAAACAUCAGAGAACACUCGCCAAAACAUUCCGGCCUUCAAGGCAGCAACGAAACUGAUUCUCAGGCCAAAGAUGAUUAGAGCAUUCAGUCACGUCUAUAUACCUGUAACUACUACCAAUAAGUAAGACGGUCAGGGAGUUAGUGUGUGUGUGAGAGAGAAAGAGCAUGAGAGAUAUAUUGGCUGAUCUGUUAGUGGAAUAAAUUUGAGCUUCAUUUAGGUGCAGGACGCCUAAUAUCUGAAUGGUAAAAGUUUAGACUUGAUGUCGCAGCCUUUACAUGGAUAUUUUCCGUCUAUGGGACAGAUCAGCCUAUUUGCUUCAUUGGCGAUAUAUCCCUAUGUAAGGGCGAAGUGCUGAACCACUUUAGACUGAAUAAUAUCAAACCAAAAAGAAACAAAAAGCAUAUAAUCUCAAACCAAAAACAACAUCAGAACCCGCUGUGAUGUUCAUUUUCAUUUUCCUUGGCAUCAAUUAUCACGCCAUCAACGUCGCAGGUGCCCACUAGGAAAUUGCCCAUAUUUUCAAGUAGCAUUGAUUUAAUAUUCAACAACCCGUAUGUUCAGAACUAUCAGGGGGCGUGCUCUAAUUAGAGCAAUUAAUAUUGUAAAAAUUCAAGAUUAACAAAGACAAUUUUGCCUGAAACGUGUUCGUUGUAAUGUGUUUGCUUUUAAUCUUUGAAAUAUGUUAUUACUGUAUUUCAUCGAUAUAUUUUGACUGUAUUUUCUGGAACCCGUUCGUGUCUAUUUUUUGAUAUGAAGAAAAUUGUUACUUCUAUGUUAUAUGUCUACUGUCUUCCUUUGAAAUCUGGUUACUCUUUCUCCAUUUCUUCAUUUUCUAUUUGAAUCCAAGUCCAUCUAUUGAUAGCGUCUGCUGGUUAAGUUGAAUGAAAUAAGGCAUAAGUCAUAUUGUCAUUUGGCCAUCUGUUUUUGUAUUGAUGCAUAUUACAAAAUUGGCGUAUAAAACGGUAUCUGCAUAAAAUCUGUUGGUAUGAAAUAGUUGUAGAGAAGACAGAGAGCUGCUGACAGUGUCACACGUAGUUAUAUAAAGAUAUAUGAUGAAGUAUUGAAAAUGUAGGGCAGUUUUGUUUGAUAAAAUCCCAUGUUUCUAAAAUUGGCACCCCAAACGUUUUGUUUACAUGUAUAUAAUGCUAGAGUAAAAAACGGUGUUCUUAUAAAAAGGUGCCAAAAUAUCGAUGUAUAUUUUAUCUUCUUUUAUUUGUUUCAUACAUGUAUAUAACGUAAUCUAGUAAAUGUUUCUGGAAUAUGGCUGGUGUAUUCUUCAGCAUAACAUGAAUUCAGCUGUGCAGCAUCAUUGUCAAACCUUAAAACGACAUAAAUUUAGCAGAAGUGUUAAUGUACUUUUGUCCUUUGGAUACAGCAUGAUUGCGAGCACAUGUGGGAGAUACAUAUGUAUCUUAACCUAUGAGUACGUCUGCUGCUCAACGACCAACUUGUAUUAAAACGAAUUGGGUUAUAUUAAUCAAUGAAAACGCCGGUGAGUGUUGGUUAAAUCAAAGUUAAUUUUAGGAGAUCAGGCUCAUAUGUUUAUUGAUGAGCAAAAUAUGUUGCAUACAAGUUUAAGAGACAAGUUGGGUUAAAAUAUACGAAUGUGAAAUUA